CAUCUGCCGGUAGCGUACUCACACACCGACUGUUGGAUUUGUACGUGGCGCUUUAGGAAGCAGUUGAAGCGUUCCAGGAGAACCAUAGAUCCAGAAGAACCAUAGAUCCAGGAGAACCAUAGAUCCAGGAGAACCAUAGAUCCAGGAGAACCAUAGAUCCAGAAGAACCUAGAUCCAGAAGAACCUAGAUCCAGGACAGCAGGUGUGUGGGGAGGGAAACAGACACGAUGUCUCCUCCUCGACUCACAGGAGCACUUCGGUCCUUCUCCAGUGUCAGCAAGAAGGAGGACUUGAGCGAACAGCUCUAUGAUCUAAAGGCCAAGCGUCUGAAGAGACAGGAGCUGUUCGCCAGAGACGGCCUGACGUGGCAGAAGAUUGUCCAUUUCUGCACCGAGCAUCAGGACAAAAGUCAGCAGCAAGCUGCCAGCCAGGAGCUGAAGAGCCUGCUCCUGGCAGCCAAACAGAUGGGUAAGGAGCUACACCUCAGCUGUCUGUUUGAGCUGCUCGGCCCAGAGGGGCUGGACAUGAUCUCAACCCUUCUGCAGCGAAGGGCGGCCAUUGUUGACUCCCUCCUCCGCAUCCAACCUGACAGGACUGUCUAUCCAUCAGCAUGCGACUGGUCCGACAUGCGACUGGUCCGAUGUGCGAUUGGUCCAACAUGCAUCUGGUCCGACAUGGAUCUGGUCCGACAUGCGACUGGUCCGACAUGGAUCUGGUCCGACAUGCGAUUGGUCCGACAUGCAUCUGGUCCGACAUGCGACUGGUCCGACAUGCAUCUGAUGCUGCUGCCCGAGGGAAUCCGCAGAGACAACUGUAAGAUGUACGAAGAAGUGGAGAUCCCACCCAACGAGCCCAUGCCUGUUGGCUUUGAAGAAAAGCCCGUCUACAUCUCUGACAUAGACGAGAUUGGGCAGCUGGUGUUCAAGGGCAUGAAGCGCCUGAACAGGAUUCAGUCCAUAGUGUUCGAGACGGCCUACAACACCAAUGAGAACCUGCUGAUCUGCGCUCCAACCGGUGCUGGCAAGACCAACAUCGCCAUGCUGACAGUCCUCCAUGAAAUCCGUCAGCACUUGCAGCCCGGUGGCGUCAUUAAGAAAGAUGAAUUCAAGAUCGUAUACGUGGCUCCGAUGAAAGCCUUGGCGGCUGAGAUGACGAACUACUUUGGUAAGAGGCUGGAGCCCCUGGGCAUCACCGUGAAGGAACUGACUGGAGACAUGCAGCUGAGCAAAGGAGAGAUCCUCCGAACACAGAUGUUGGUGACCACUCCGGAGAAGUGGGACGUUGUGACCAGGAAGAGUGUUGGAGAUGUGGCUCUGUCACAGAUCGUACGGCUGCUCAUCUUGGAUGAAGUCCAUCUAUUGCAUGAAGAUCGAGGCCCAGUUCUUGAGAGUCUGGUGGCCCGGACCAUCAGACAGGAAGAACAGAGUGGUGAAGACGUCCGAGCAGAGAAAGCAGCAGCAGCACUGAAACACAGCGGCAGCGACGAGCUGCUGUGCUGA
Neolamprologus brichardi is the source of this 1499-nucleotide messenger RNA. NCBI's taxonomy places the organism in Eukaryota, Metazoa, Chordata, Actinopteri, Cichliformes, Cichlidae. The record is from RefSeq and is a predicted model, not a curated record.